CACGCUGCUCGCUCCCGACAGGAUCCUAGGCCGCUGCUGAUCAAACACGGUGUGCGCUCUACGCUGGAGCGGCGGCUCGGUCCUCGCGAACAGCGGCGCUUCGAGCGGCGGACACAAGCGGCGUUUUCAAGUUCAAUCCAAUGGAGAUCGACGACGCGGUCUUUGAUGAGUCUUGAGCGUGGACGGUUGCAGUAGCACUCGCGCGCCACGCGUCCCUGUGGACACAUGAUGGAGGCCGGUGAUGGCAGCGGUGCUGUUUCUGCAGAGCACACUGACAGCUAGAGCAAGAGGGAGAGCCAGAGGAGUAAGACGAGGCUUUAUCACAGCUCCAAAGCAGUACGUCACAUACGCGCAUCCAUCUGGGUCCCGCGUUCUUUCCCUCCCUCUCGCCGAGUUCGCGCAGGUUUCCUCACAUCAUUCACUUCUGAGCUCUCGCUAUCCGAUAUAGACGCGGAAUUAAUCCGGGCUAAAAUGGAUCACCUUCACCAGUGAUCUGCUCCAGACUUCAAAGGCUGCAGGGAGUAGAGGAUCUGUCAGUAGGACCAAACAGAAUAUUAGGACAAGACUACGACGGUGACUUUGAACCUUCAGAGACGGGAAUCUGUUGUUGCUGUGUACUUCAGCCUCUCGUCUUCCGGCUCGGCUAGAGAAGGCUGCAUUUUUUCCAAGGUGGAGCCGGGGAGCGGCAGGCUCGGGCUCAGCAGAAGCUCUUCACUAUGGAUGUGGAUGAGGAGGAGAACAUGAGUUCCUGCAGCACCGACGUCAAGGAAAACCGCAACCUGGACAACGUCUCCUCCAAGGAGGGGGCAAGCAUGCCCGAGCAGCUCCCCAACGGCAGCGGAGGAGGUGGGCGCAAGCGCCCCCUGGAGGAGGGCAAUAAUGGCCACGCACACCCCAAGUUCAGGCCCAAGAAACGCAAGAAAACUCCAGGGCCGGUUCUUCCCAAGAACGCUCUCAUGCAGCUGAACGAGAUCAAACCGGGUCUGCAGUACAAGCUGCUCUCUCAGACCGGGCCGGUCCACGCGCCAGUCUUUGUCAUGACUGUAGAGGUGAACGGGCAACUUUUCGAAGGUUCAGGCCCCACUAAGAAAAAGGCAAAGCUGAACGCAGCUGAGAAAGCACUGCGCUCUUUCGUGCAGUUUCCCAACGCUUCAGAGGCACAUCUAGCCAUGGGCCGAACGCUCACCGUCAACACGGACUUCACCUCAGACCAGGCCGACUUCCCUGACAUGCUCUUCAACGGUUUUGAGACUCCUGCACCACCAGAGGACUCCUUUUACCUGGGGUCCAACUCUAAUGGUUCCCUAAACCCACUGGGAGAAUACCCAGUACCCCCAGUGACUGGUACCAACAGCCUGGCUCAGGCCCCACUGCCUCCCCCCUCCACUUUCAACACAUCGUCCAGUGGAAAGAACCCCGUCAUGAUCCUGAACGAACUCCGGCCGGGCCUCAAGUACGAGUUUGUGUCAGAAAGUGGUGAGAGCCACGCUAAAAACUUUGUCAUGUCCGUGACCGUGGACUCACAGACCUUCGAGGGAUCAGGGAGGAAUAAGAAACUGGCCAAGGCGCGUGCUGCUCAGGCGGCACUCUCUGCUCUCUUCAACAUGCAGCUGGACCAGACACCAUCUCGCCAGCCAAUCCCCAGAGAGGGCCUACAGCUACAUCUGCCCCAGGUUUUAGCAGAUGCUGUCUCGCGUCUCGUGGUGGACAAGUUCAGCGAGCUCACCGACAACUUCACGUCUCCACAUGCAAGGAGGAAAGUGCUGGCCGGGGUUGUCAUGACAACAGGCACCGAUGUGAAGGAGGCUCAGGUGAUCUGCGUCUCCACUGGAACCAAGUGCAUAAACGGCGAGUACAUGAGCGACCGCGGCCUGGCACUUAACGACUGCCACGCCGAAAUCAUCGCCCGCCGCUCCCUUCUCCGCUACCUAUACAUGCAGCUGGAGUACUUCCUCAGUAACAGCAAAGAGGAGCACGAGAAGUCCAUUUUCACCCGGUGUGAGAAACACGGCUACCGGCUCAAGGACAACGUUCAGUUUCACCUGUACAUCAGCACGUCGCCGUGCGGAGACGCUCGCAUCUUCUCCCCACACGAGGCAGGCGUCGAAGAUCAGGGAGACAGACACCCGAACAGGAAAGCUCGGGGUCAGCUGAGAACUAAGAUCGAGUCGGGCGAAGGCACUAUCCCUGUCCGCUCCAGUAACACCAUCCAGACAUGGGACGGAGUUCUGCAGGGAGAGAGACUCCUUACCAUGUCAUGCAGCGACAAGAUCGCCAGGUGGAACGUGGUGGGGAUCCAGGGCUCUCUGAUGAGCUACUUCACUGAGCCCAUCUACUUCUCAAGCAUCAUCCUGGGCAGCCUGUACCAUGCUGAUCAUCUCUCUCGGGCCAUGUACCAGCGCAUCGCUGACAUCGAGCACCUGCCCCAGCAGUUCACCCUCAACCGGCCCCUGCUCAGCGGAAUCAGUAACGCAGAAGCACGGCAGCCAGGAAAAGCUCCUAACUUCAGCGUGAACUGGGCGGUGGGUGACCAGGGGUUAGAGGUCAUUAACGCCACAACGGGUAAGGACGACAUGGGCCGGCCUUCUCGCCUCUGCAAGCAUGCUCUCUACAGCCGCUGGGUUCGACUGCACUCAAAGCUGUCAUCCACCUUGCGGAUCAAAGUGACCAAGCCGAGCUCGUACCACGAAGCCAAGCAGGCGGCAGUGGAGUAUCACGCCGCCAAGCAGACGCUCAUCAAGGCUUUCCAGAAAGCAGGAUUGGGGGCCUGGGUGAAAAAGCCUAUAGAACAGGACCAGUUCUCUCUGAGCUCCUGAAGGGGAUGCAAGAGGGACAGAGCAGAGAUGUGAAUGACAUGACUACAACCAGCUGUUGAUAUGUCACUCGGUGUGUGUGUGUGUGUGUGUGUGUGUGUUUGACUGUGUUGAUUUCCAGCCAAUCCACAGCCCUUUAGACUCACUCACUCUGCUCUCACACAUCUUUCGUCGGUUGUUUGUUACAAACGGCUGUGUCCGGGGUCGUAAAACCGACCCAGAGCGCCGGAUAGGAUACAGUGUUAUAUUUUACAACUGGAAAAAAAAAAGAAAAGAGCAACGUUUGUCACUUUAUUCCUGUUAAAUGGGUUAGGAUUGCCUGCAACCCAUCGUGCUCAUGUCUGGUGGCCUCGGAAAAAACGAACACGUAGGUUUACGCUAAUCAUGUCUCUCGUAAUUCAGACACUGAAAAGCAUCCCUCUGUUUUUAACCAUCAUCCCUGUCUUUUUAUUCUGUUUCUAAAUCUAACUUCGAGAUCAAGACUACAUACUUUUACCUUUUUUUUUUUGUUUGUUUUUUAAUAUUGGAAAUUUCUUUGUUGUUUCUUUUUCCCUAUAUGAUGAACAAGUAUUUAGAAUUUAGUCAAACAGACCUGUUUUCUCCCGGACACGAACUUUUUUUUUUUUUUUUUUAUACACGUUCUACAUUCGAGCGUUUAAUUAACCUUGUAAUCGAAAUGCAACCAAAGUUCAUGGUUCUCCUUCAUCUUCAUGUCUCAGUGACAUCUCCAUUGCAUGUUUGUAUCGUGUGCUGUGACACACAUCACUGAACAACUGCCCGAUUUAUUUUUUUUUUCCGGGCAAAAUAUAGAAGACUUGAUGAUGAAGCUGCCUUCUUUUGACCAUUUUAGAAGUCUAGGCGUUGUUUAGGUACUUUUACAGAAUGAUGUCUCGUCUUUUUUUAAAACUGCAUGGGAAGCAUUUGCGUGUAAGGAGCUAGGUUUUGUAGCUGUCGCAAUGUCCGUCUGUUCAUUUGCAUCGAUCAUUGUAAAAGCAGAUGGUAGAUUAUGAAACCGUUUCUCAGUUGUGCACGUUUAUUGUCUAAAGCUGUCUCUCUGCAUGGAAAGAGUGGACGGUUUUCAGGGGUUAAUUAGAAACAGCCCUCAUGGUUUUCAAUUAGGGCUUUGUUUGUUUGUUUGUUCAUUAAAUAUGUCCGUGUUUUUUUUGUUUUGUUUUGUUUUUUUUGGCACAAAUUGUCCAUAUUGCUGAAUUCUGCUGUAUCCCUGCUACUGAGGUCUGCCUUCUUUAUGCAAGAUUCUUUUCCUGCUGUUUUUUAAGCUUGUGCACUCUUUGAUUAAUGACCAACAAACAGCAGCAUGUUCGACUGAUCCUGAACUCAUAUAAACCAGGGGCAUGAUUUCUCUGAUAAUCUUCGCUUUUUUUUUAAUUUAAAAGGAAGCCCCGCUGUUCUCGAAGCCUAGACUUCGACCUUUUCACCUUAUUUUCAAGGCAGCAGCUCCGUUUGGUGAAAGCGUAAAAAAAAAGGAUGGCCACGGCUUUAUGUUGAAAUAAACGAAGCGGUGAAUAUGUUUCACGUUAAAUUGCUGUUUUUCACUCUGGAAUGCAGCGGAGUCACAUGACCUCUGCAGCCCAAUCACCACUGGACUUAGCUGAUUCUCUCUCACAACUGUACAGAGAGACGGUGUUACAUUUAAGUGUGUGUGUGUGUGUGUGUGUGUGUGUGUGUGUGUGUGUGUGUGUGUGUGUACCUGCUGCUGAGCCCAACCGGCACUCUUGUCGAGAUGUCAUGGCAACAGGACUUGGAGAUUGCUGUUGAAUCUUCACCAAAGAUGAUGUCUUUUACUUUUGGUUGUUUUAUGGUGAAAAAAAAAGUGUAAACUUUAUUUUUUAAAAACAGUUAUUAAUGCAACGUUCAGUGGGCAUCUUAUAACCGGUCAUCAAGGUUUUGUAUAUCCAUUUACUAAUAUAUUUUUAGUUGGUUUCACUGACGAUCUUUGUGUUUUGCAGUGAUUUGAGAGCAGCUCCUUUCUCUGUGUUUCUGUACCUGUUAGUUUACAACUGUAAAUAUUGUGAACCUCUCUAAUGUCGUUGCCAUGGACGCUCAUAUAUACUGCAUAUAUUUCUGGUAGUUCUGAUCGACUAUUUCUUCAUCACACAUCCGCAGAAACUUGUAUGGAAGUGGUAGUUUCUAUACCGUUUGUUUUCUUUUCUUUCUCAUUAAAGUCGUUGUAUCGAUUCCUAACGUCGUUUAUGUUCGAUUAGUUCAGCUGUCCUGACCCUGUACCUCAUACACAGAUAGAGAGAAUGAACAAGACAUUGAGAUUGUGUCCUUGGAAAACUUGCCAGGUCUGUGUGAUAACCAACCUGAUCCCGAAGCUCAAAGACUUUCCUGCUAUUAAAACCCAUACUCAUGAUUUCCACAGUUUUUUUUAAUUUUUUUAUGAGCAUCACAUGACGCUCUGGGUCGUGUUACUGCUUUAUAACGGCGGUGAAAUCCUGAGCUUAGGUUACUGUCUGUCUGGAUUUUCACACAUUCUACCACAUCUUGUUUCCUCUAGGGUCUCUGGUUUACUUCCAUCUCUCAGGUGGACCAGAGACUUGAACUUGGCUCUAGAUGGGAAUGUUUGUGAGCAUAGAACCCUGCAGUGGACUGGUGUAUCACCCAAGCUGCAUUACCACCUCACACCUUUCUAGGAUAGGCUCGACCAUGACCGGGAUAUAAAUCACUUACUAAAUGAAUGAAUUAAUUUUGUUCAAACUUCCAGGGUCCUGGGUGGUCUGGAAUAUUCCCUCUACAAAGAGUGAGUAAUGAUAGCUAUGAGAAUGAAUUAAACUGCUCACUUAUGCACACUCAAACACAGACCUGGCAACCAGUUGUUUUUGUUUGUUUUUUAAUGAAAUUUAUAAUGUACUUCGAAGUUUUGUAGCCCAGAGACGAAAAUAGAGAAUGAUAUUUUAAUUUAGAUAUUGAGUCUUUUCGAUCGUAAGCCCACUCAUCAUGCUUUCAUGCCUUCCGUCUGUAGCGUACUGAUUGUCAAACCUGUACUUCACACACUACUGUUCUCUCUCUCUCAACUACCCAAGAUGUCAGUGGAUGAUGUCAUGAACACAAUCCCAACCAAGGCAGGAGUUUUUCUUUUUAUUUUCUUUUUAUUGUUCUGGAACAGGAGCGUAUUUCAGUCGAGUCGUGACUCCGUGCUCUGGUUCCGGUCAGCCCUGUUCUGAGAGUGUUGUGAUUAGUUGACUGUACGGUGGGGUACAGUGGUGCUGUACACUGCCUCCUCCUGCGUGUCCUCUGUAAAAUCCAUACACGGGCCACCUGCAUGAGCUCCUCCACUGAAGCUGCACCCAGCAUGAUGACUAUAAAAGGACUUGUAUGUAGAAAAAAAAAAAACCAUAGAUCUAUAUAUAUAAAGGAGAAAAAAAAAUAAACGAGAUAUUAGUUUACCUUUGUAUAUGAGUGGAGUUUUUUUUUCUUCCAGUUUCUAGUGAAAGUGCUGAAAGGGUUCGUUCAACGACUGAGAAUCCUUGAGAUUUCAGGUUUAAUUCUGUAAAAAAAAAAUUCAAUUUUAAUUUUUCAGGUGAAUUUAUUUGUAUAGCGCUUUAACAAUGGACAUAGCAGCUUUACAGAAGUAUAAAAAACAAAGGGAAAAAAUUUAAAGUUAAGUUACUAUUUUAUCCCUAAUAAGCAAGCCUGAGGCGAAGGUGGCAAAGAAAAACUCCCUGAGAUGAUAUGGAAGAAGGAACCAGGCUCAGAAAGGAAUCCAUCCUCAUUUGGGUGACACUGGACAGUAAAUAAUGUCCUUUCUACAAUAGCAACCAAGAGCUCGUGAGCUUUUAUCUAAUUGUUAAUUUCCCAAGUGUUGAACCACAUCCCGCUGUACAUUUUCACACCUAGUGGCACAACCCUUCGAGAGUGGAAAUGGCUGUGCUCUCUGGAUGGGAAGGAUGUCUCUACCCUGUCAAUCAAAGCGAUGCUAGCGAAUCAGAGUCAUCUGUGAUCUCACGUAUGUGGAAGAGGACAGAUUGUGUCUUCUUCCAAGUGUGACAGCAUGAGCAGCAGUUUGAAAAGAUGCAAAGCUUGGUCUUUACAUGACUCUGAGGAAGCAUGUGCUUGCUCCAUCCUCCUGCAGCUGCAGGUUACGUGAUAAGGAGAGAUAGCGGGUGAGUAAAAUAACCAAAUUGUUGCUACUCAAACGUUUAAAAUAGUAACUAAGGUAUACGUAGAUACCUGAGCAAUCACACCUAUAUGCUGCCACAAAGUAUGAAGCAUACAGUUGUAUAGAUUUGCUUUGCAUUCAGUUUCCUUUCACUGGAAAUAAAGGACCAAGACACCUCUUCCAGCAUGGCAUUGCCCCUGAGCUCCAGGAAGACAUGAUUUGCCAAGUUUGAAGUGAAAAAUAACUCUUGCACUAAGCCCUGACUUCAACCCCUACUGAACAACUUUGUGCAUAAAUAUUAAAGAAAAGAAGUUAAUGAUGAAGAACUGUUACUUAUUAAAUGUUUACUGGAUUUGGAAAUGUUAGGAAACAACAGAUGGAGAUAUUCCUAGCUGCAGAACCAAAAGUUAUAGAGUUGGAUCCGAUCCAACUUCUAUAAGCCUAACCUUUGACCCUCACCCACGCAACACAUUUAUCCAAUCUGAAACACACUAACUUGUCUUCCAAGCCUCUGGACAUUUGCCAUGACUCUGCCCAGUUUGGAGAAGCAAUGAAGGUUACUUGGAAAUAUUUAUCACUCUAAUUAGGCACUUGAAGUGCACCAAAUAUUUCUUUUACAUCAAUGCUAGCACUGUGUGUAGGCUUGACAGGGUUCAUUCUCCACUUUGUUCACCAUCAGUGAGUCACUUUAUCAUCUAAGAGCCUGUAGUUAUUUCCACAAAAAACUGUUAUGUAUCAUUAGUCUGUUUUGCAUCAUGUUUGUGUGUUCUGUUUAUUAACAGCAAUUCUUGUUUUGUUACACUUUAA
This is a messenger RNA of Hemibagrus wyckioides, 7740 nucleotides long. RefSeq names its product adenosine deaminase RNA specific B1b (gene adarb1b). The record is from RefSeq and is a predicted model, not a curated record. NCBI's taxonomy places the organism in Eukaryota, Metazoa, Chordata, Actinopteri, Siluriformes, Bagridae. Gene Ontology annotation, molecular function: double-stranded RNA adenosine deaminase activity; double-stranded RNA binding; tRNA-specific adenosine deaminase activity. Gene Ontology annotation, cellular component: nucleolus; cytoplasm. Gene Ontology annotation, biological process: adenosine to inosine editing; RNA processing. Bases 717 to 2816 code for a protein of 699 amino acids. The transcript has 13 exons.